UUUCCAAAAGUGAAUUUAAUAACAUCACCACAUAAAGAAGAUUUAUUAAUUAAUUAAUUAAUUAACAACAACCAGAAAGAAGAGAAGCUCUCUCUCUCUCUCUUUCUUCCUGGACCUGCUGAAUUCUACUACUAGUAUUGUGGAAGAAGAAGAAGAAAAUAUCAAACUCAAUUUUUCAACUCUCUCUAUCCCCGUGGUUAUACUACUACAUUGUCUGUCCAAUUCUUCUUCUUCUUCUUCUUCUUCUUCUUCUUCUUCUUCUUCUUCUUCUUCUUCUUCUUCUUCUUCUUCUUUCCAUGACUCAGUCUAUGCUUGUUAAAUAAUUAGUCAAAUGGUAUGGCGGAGGAUAAUUCAUCAUCAAUUUGGUGAAUUCUGAUUACCAUUUUCAUUACCAGUUCAACAUGAAUAAUCAGAGGAGGGUAGGGAUCUCCUCUCCUCCUUCUUCUAAUUCAAGAGGAUCAGGAGGAUUACAACAAGGACGUACUAGUAAUCCUAUUACAGAUGAGAAUUUGGAUCUCUUCUCUAGGAAUCGACGGAUCUUCAAUUCCUAUUCUUCUCAUGAAUCUGAUUCCUCAACCUCAGAAGCAGCUGCAGCAGUUUCAAUGAAAUUGGGAAGACUUUCAGUUGCUUCUGUCAAAUUAUCUCGCUCUGGAAUCGACGAUCUUUUCAACAACAACAAUAACAAUAACCAUGAUGAUGGCGAAGUAGGAAAACACGAUUAUGAUUGGCUUCUCACUCCUCCGGAGACUCCUCUUGUUUCUUCUGCGGAUGCCAAUGAGCCUCGAUCAGCUGCAGCAGGUCCCAGAAGAACUGCAUCAGUCAGAUCAGCCUCUACCACCAAGGCUUCAAGGCUUUCAGUGGCACAACCAGAGAACAACUCACGACAAACUAGAAGUAGUUCAGUCACUCGCUCAUCAAUCUCUACAACAAAUUACACAUCUUUUUCCGCCAAUAAAUCCUCUGCUUCGAUCCUCAAUACCAGCUCGCAGUCAGUCACGUCUAUCUCUAGACCAUCCACCCCAGGUUCUCGUUCAUCCUUGCCACCACCUUCCGCAAGACCUUCCCCACCGACAUCUAGACCAUCCACACCAGGUGCCCGUUCUUCAAGACCAUCCACCCCUUCUAGGUCCAGAACAAUCACAACGACCACUCCCGUUGCAAAACCACAAACCCCACAAAAUUCAAGACCCUCAACUCCAACUUCAACAACGCAAAUCUCUACAAAUACAAAUCCUUCAACAGCUCGGUCAAAUUCCCGCCCUUCAACUCCCACUCGUCGGAAUGCAGCACCAGGUCCGCCACAAGUUAGAGGUCGUUCAGCCUCUGUAGGACCACCACUAACUAAUAACCGGAGUUCGUCAGUGGCAUCUCGUGGAGGCUCACCUGCACCAGUGGCAUCUCGUGGAAGCUCACCUGCACCACGCACCCGAACCAUGCAUCAACCCAUUGUACCACCCGAUUUCCCUCUUGACACUCCACCAAACCUACGCACAACAAUGCCAGACCGUCCGGUUUCUGCUGGUAGGUCCAGACCAGGUACUGGUCUUGCUGCUAGUAGAAAGGUGGAAGCAUCAGGACCGGUGAAUCCGAAUCCGCUACGGAGGCAAUCGGCGUCACCCGUAACCACAAGAGGAAGACUUUCAGAACCUUCCACAAGAGGAAGAUCCCAAGUGAAUGUGAAUGCAAUGGAUAAUCAGAAGGUGUCACCAAGCUCGGAUGCAGGUACUCGAAGGCCUUUGAAACCUGCAACUUCUACAGAUAGUACUGGAUUUGGAAGGACAAUCUCAAAGAAAUCAAUUGAUAUGGCACUCAGACAUAUGGAUAUUCGCACUGGUUCAACAGGGGGCGGUCGCAGUCUCUCUGGCAUAUCUGUUUUUCCUCAGAGUGUGCGGCCUGGCAUGGCUAAAGGUGGAGUUGGUCUCCAACGCGGUACUCGUGUAUUAGAUUCUUAUCCUCCACGUUCCACUAACAACAACAAUGUUAGAACACCUGGACAUUCUAAUGCACCAUCCAUGUCAGACAAUGGGAGUGUAUCCUGCCUUGACAUGUCUCAGGAUGGUGAAACAGAAGAAAUCGCCAGUCGCUUUACUGGAAAACUCAGUGAGCCUGACGUUUACGACAGCUCUAGAUAUGACAUGCUUCUGUUGAAAGAAGACCUUACGAACACAAAUUGGCUUCAAACCAUGGAUGAUAAAUCGGAUUUAUUUGAUCAUCAACCUUUCGAACCUCUUCCAGAACCAUUCGACCCUUUAUAGAUUUUAUUUUCCUCCAGAUACCUCUGUUUAUGUUUUCUUCUGCAUCUCUUACAUUUUUUUUUUCUUUCUUUCUGGGUCUUUUCUCAUUUUUUCUUGGUGUGAGAAGAAUUUCUUAUUCGUCCCUUUCAAAAAUAUGAGUCUCAAGAUUGUUCUAUUUCCUUGGGGAGUGUAAGUACUAAUUGUGUACUCUAACAGUGAAAAGUAAAACCAUAAUAAAAAAAAAAUGAUCUGAUAAUGAAUUUCUGGCUUCAUUUUCUCAAAA
Molecule: messenger RNA, 2517 nt
Organism: Papaver somniferum (opium poppy)
Lineage: Eukaryota; Viridiplantae; Streptophyta; Magnoliopsida; Ranunculales; Papaveraceae
Product: flocculation protein FLO11-like
Exons: 5
Coding region: 402-2255 (617 amino acids)
Biological process (GO): cortical microtubule organization
Cellular component (GO): cortical microtubule
Source: RefSeq, a predicted model, not a curated record